Messenger RNA from Striga hermonthica, 372 nucleotides. The record is from the annotation of a GenBank genome assembly. Lineage: Eukaryota; Viridiplantae; Streptophyta; Magnoliopsida; Lamiales; Orobanchaceae.
AUGGCGUCGGCGAUUUCCAAAUGGAUCGUGGACCCGACCCGCAACCCGCUUGCCGCGCUCCACAUGAAAACCUUGUCCGGUCGCCUCAGCAAAUACGGGCUUCGGUACGACGAUCUGUACGACCCGAUGUACGACCUUGAUGUGAAGGAGGCGCUUAAUCGGCUGCCUAAGGAGGUCGUGGAUGCCAGGAACCAGCGCCUGAAGCGCGCCAUGGACCUCUCCAUGAAGCACGAUUAUCUUCCGGAGGAUCUUCAGGCUAUGCAGACACCAUUUAGGAGCUAUCUACAGGAGAUGUUAUCUCUGGUUAAGAGAGAAAGUGCCGAGCGUGAAGCACUCGGAGCCUUACCACUUUACCAACGCUCCAUUCCUUGA